AUGAUUGAGGACCGGAUUGGACCAUUAGAUCUGUCAGCGCCAGAAAGGCCAGUAGGGAAAAACAAGUGUAAGAACAAAACCGAAGAGAUCAUGGCUCGAGUCGUAUCAAAAGGAACAUCUAGACUGGAAGAACAUACGAAUCAGGAUGACGCAAAGUCAUUGAACCUUCCAAUUCAAAAAGCCAGUGAGAAACAGACAAGGAUAGGAAGAAAGAGGAAGAUAUCAAGAGAAAAUACGACUCACACAA
This is a messenger RNA of Loa loa (African eye worm), 247 nucleotides long. RefSeq lists its product as hypothetical. The record is from RefSeq and is a predicted model, not a curated record. The transcript is spliced from 2 exons. NCBI's taxonomy places the organism in Eukaryota, Metazoa, Nematoda, Chromadorea, Rhabditida, Onchocercidae. The annotation marks the transcript as partial.